AUGUUGCUUGAUUUAGUCUAUUUUAUUCUACUAGCUAGCGUUCACGCAUUUCACCCACCAACUCUUACUACUGAAACUGGAGAAGUUCAGCAUGAUCCUACGAUUGGUUACUUUAUCCAGCGAGAUGUGGGUCAAGAGAUUCGUUUAACAUGCUCUGAUAUUACCAACGAAGCUGUCGAAUUCGCGUUCCCGAACCUGACCGACAAUCGCGGCUAUUCAGAAGAGGACUUCAAUUCACGAUAUACUUUAGAGGAUAUCGCCUAUGGUCAUACACUUCAUAUUAGGGAUUUAAAGGAAUCCGAUACAGGAACCUACAAAUGCCAUUCCAAGGAUGAUCCAUCUUUGAGCUCAGAGAUUCACAUUUUUGUCAAAGGUUCUGGAGCAUUUGUGCCAACACUUUUCGAAGGGUUGGUUGUUUCUGAGUCCGAGUUUGUUAUACCGUGCAAAUCCUCCCGGCAUGUCCUCAAGGAUGAAGUUGAGCUACGGGCCAAUGGAAAAGUCUGGAAAACGGCUUCGAAAUUUUACGACCCAAGGAUCGGAUUCAAAAUAAACAGUAAAAAUGCCGAAGAGAAGAUCGUCAAUCAGCUAACAUUUCAAUGCGUCUACAAGGGUUAUCCACCAGAUACGGCCACAUUUCUCAUUGUUAUACAGGAAACUCAAAAAAAUGAUCUCGAAUUCCUUUUUGAAGAGCCGGAUCCAUGGCCGUACGUCGGUGGAGCAUAUUCUUUAAAUUGUAUAUUGAAGCUCAAAGGAAAAGGUCGGAUAGAGAACAAAUACCAGUAUCAAAUCAACCUAACUUGUCCGCGAUGCUCACAGUCGGCGGUGAUUCACAAGAAGGCAACUCAGAGUGACCGGAUUAUCCACAGCAUUACGAUAGAUCCCCUCAGUUCUGAAGAUAGUGGCCUGUACAGCUGCAGUUGGUACUUCGAUACGGUACUGAAUCAGACGAUCACUAAGAAUGUGGACGUUUCGCCAAAGAAGGGACAGAUCAAGGUGAUUAAUAGAACCCCUCAAGAAGUCAACGUCAAAGAGGGUAACUCAAUCAAUCUCUCUGCCGAAUUGGCCGCAUUUCCUGACGAUUUUCCCGGUUUCAAUGCCAAAUGGAUACGGAAAUCUAUCAAACCACCGAAAACCGUAAAUGAAACGGAAAAUUUGGUCAGCGAUAAUGAUCAUGUAAUUAACACUGAUAGGAUAGAUGGAGGGCGAGUGAAUGAAAGAAUCGCUAUUAAAAAUGCACGCACGGAAAUGAGCGGCAUAUACGUUCUCACAAUUGAGCUGCUCGACACAGUUCGGACCAUUGAGUGGAAGGUGAAUGUGCAAAAUGAGCGCAUCAGCGCCCGAAUCGACAUAAUGGCGCCGAACAGCUGGGUCGUAUUCGAUCAGCAGUACUACCAAAUCGGUACACCGUUACAUGUGAACUGCUUAGUCACUGCUAUACCAUUGGCAACGGUCACGUUCAUGCGUCGCAGCCCCUCAUCAGCUGCUCCAUGGAUCGACAUUGACAGAUCAGAGUUGGUCGAACUGAAAGGAACGUAUGAAAGCGGCUACAUCUGGAAUACUACGGUUCAGGACGAUCUUGACUUGAAAUGUGAAGGGGAACGCGAUGGAAAGACCAGCUUCGAAGUUAAACGAGUUCGAGCGUCUGAAAGUGAGCCUUUUGUGAAGACAAGCUGGACACGUUCUACCCAUGCAACAUCGCAGGAGGAUCCGAAGGAAAUCUACGAGGGUGACAAUGUCAAGCUCACCUGUACAGUACCAAACGACGAAGAAUGGACAGUACAAUGGGUAUUCCGUGAAGCUACGAUAGGCGACGUCAGUAAUGUGGUCGACGCUCAUUCACGUCAUCUGAUCGCAAAUAUCAAUAAUGUAACCGGAAGUAACGCUGGCGAGUAUGUCUGUGUCAUGAAGAAAGGCAAUCAGGAGAAACGCCUAAAGCAAAUUAUAUCGGUAGUAAAAACGGUAAAACCCUAUCAUGCGCAAUCGGAUCCAGAAAAACCCCGGAUACUGUACUAUGGAAAGUCGGCUGAUUUUGAUUGCAUCAUUGAAGGCACACCGAGACCGGAUUUCAAGUGGCUGAAAGAUGGUCAACCAUAUGAAGGAGGUGAACUCUCAGCGGACAAUCGGCAUCUUCACAUCGCUCGAGUGGCAGCCGAAGAUAAGGGUGAAUUCGAAUGUGUGGCAACGAAUCGUGCCGGAACAAGUGUAUAUAAAUUCGCUACCAAGGUCGAUGGAGCGCCUAAGCGGGUAUCAAGCUCAUUUCUGUUCGUAGUAUUCAUGUUAUUGUUGGGACUACUGUUCUGUCUCAUUACAACUGUUAUCAUGUACUUGAAGCAACGUAAGAAAGCGAUUGAGCAGGACAGGGCCCUUAAUGUCCUCUACGAGCAGCUAAUGAAAACAACGGAAGGUCCGCCGCCUAGCGGGCCAAAACUUCCACUCGAUCAACGUGUCUAUCAGUUACCGUAUAAUCGGCAAUUCGAACUUGAACGCGAUAAUCUAGAAAUCGGGAACAGGUUGGGAUGUGGGCAGUUUGGACAAGUUUGGAUGGGUUGGUUAUCGAAGCCUCGGGUUACGGAUUCCAUGGCCGAAAAAGUCCGUCUACCAGUAGCUGUCAAAGGUCCAUUGGUCGGAACGAACGUGCAACACCAAAAAAUGCUAGCUGAUGAGCUAAAAAUCAUGUGUGCUAUUGGGAAGCAUCCAAACGUCCUCGCUCUCAUCGGCGCCAUUACAAAAAACAUGAAAGGUGGAGAACUCUACGUGGUUGUCGAACUUUGUGACAAUGGCAGUCUGAAGGAAUACCUUCUAAAGCAUAAGAACAAGUUCAUCAAUGAAUUGAAACAAUCUCAAAUACCUGAUGACGGUUAUUUGCGACCUGACUCCAGUGUCAAGAGCCAUUAUGCCUCCGAACAAAUUCCCGAUUGGUCAAACGAUAUGGAGUCGGACCGCCUGAUCUCUGACAGCACAAUGCUGGCCACUAGCGAUUUAAUAUCUUUUGCAAUGCAAGUUGCAAAUGGAAUGGAAUACCUAUCGUCGAUACCGUGUAUUCAUCGAGAUUUGGCUGCAAGAAACGUCCUACUGACGAGCAAGCGUAUAUGUCGCAUAGCGGACUUUGGCAUGGCCAAGAACGAAAACAAGAACUACUACAGAUUGCGGAAGAAGAAUGUGCUUGUACCGUAUCGUUGGAUGGCUAUCGAAGCCAUUCAGGACGGUGUGUACACAUUGGAGUCCGACAUGUGGUCGUUCGGUAUCCUGCUCUACGAAAUUUUCACGCUGGGUGGAUUACCGUAUCCCACAAUCUCGAAUGAGGACCUCCUGCCAAAGCUACUCGAUGGAUAUAGAAACACCAAGCCACAAUACUGCCAUGAAGACAUUUAUGAAUUGAUGACGCGAUGUUGGGACAAAGAUCCGAAUGAACGCCCAAAUUUCACGCAAUGUAUACACCAGUUGAAAGAGCACCUCCGGCUAGCAUCACCUCAGUUAUUGGAGCGUGUGGAAUUGGAUCUUGGCGAAGAAUGCAAACGUCAAGACGCCCUAGCUCAAUGGUUGACGCCGGAACCUGACCCACGAGAAGGCAUUAACGGUUUCGGCACUGUCAAUCCGUCCUCACCAAAGCAUACUGAGCAUAUUUAUAUCAGUGAAUUCUCUCGGUAG
This is a messenger RNA of Ostertagia ostertagi, 3648 nucleotides long. The record is from the annotation of a GenBank genome assembly. NCBI's taxonomy places the organism in Eukaryota, Metazoa, Nematoda, Chromadorea, Rhabditida, Trichostrongylidae.